AUGUCAAGAAAUGAUUCAGACCUACAUAAGAGUUUAAAGAAAGCCUGUUCCAUCGAGGAAACUGCACCAAAAAGAAAACAUGUCAGAGCAGUUAUCGUUUUUACUUGGGAUCACCAGUCUGCAAAGCCUGUCUUCCAGGACAUGAAAACGCAACCGUUUGUUAACGACGAGGUACAAUUAUUUAAGUCAUUGAUCGUCUUGCAUAAGGUCAUUCAAGAAGGUCAUCCGUCGGCAUUAAAAGAAGCGAUCAGAGAAUCUAAUUGGAUCAAAUCGCUUGCCAGGGUUCAGCCUCCUGCAUCUUCGAGGGAAUAUGGCUCGUACUCCAAGUUGAUUAGAGAGUAUGUGAAGUAUUUGGUUCUAAAAUUGAACUUCCAUGCACAUCAUAAGGGUUUCAAUAGUGGUACAUUCGAAUACGAAGAGUAUAUUUCAUUGAUCAAUGUUGCAGACCCAGAUGAAGGGUACGAAACAAUUUUAGAUUUGAUGUAUCUACAGGAUUCCUUAGAUAAAUUAUCCCAGAUUAUAUUUGCUUCAAUCCAGUCUGAAUCAAGAAAUUCGGAAUGUAAGAUUUCUGCUCUAAUCCCACUAGUGGCAGAAUCAUAUGGUAUCUAUAAAUUCAUCACAUCAAUGUUGAGGGCAAUGCACAGGCAAUUGAAUGAUGCGGAAGGUGAUGAAGCCUUACAACCAUUAAAGGACCGUUAUGAAUCACAACAUGCAAGAUUAUUUGAAUUUUACGCAGACUGCUCUUCUAUCAAAUAUCUAACUACGUUGGUAACUAUUCCAAAAUUACCAACAGAAGCACCUGAUGUUUACUUAAUUACGGAUGAGGAUACAAAUAAAAGAGAUAUUACAUUCAAGAAAAGGGAGAAGUCAGCAACACCAAUUGAACCAAACAAGGACGAACGAUCAGAAACUCCGUCUAGGGUUUCUAGCAAUUUCAUGACUCCCAUGACUACAGCUGCUGCUUCUGCUUUGAUACCAACAGCUACGGCAGCAUUGAGUUCGUUAAUGCCAACUACAAUGCCACCUGCACAAAUUCAGCCAGAAUUUUGGAUUAAUCAACAGCAACAAUUAGCCUAUGAACAAGCAAAGCUGGAGCAGCAACGUCAAAUGCAACUACAACAACAACAAGCAGAGCAACAUAUGUUUCAACAACAAUUACAAAAGGCUCAAGAUGAAAUGGUGCAACUACAAUUACAACAGCAGUCACAACAUCAAAAUGACUUGUUAGCUUUGAAUAGUCAAUAUGAAAAAGAUCAAACUCUCUUACAACAAUACGAUCAACGUGUGCAACAAUUAGAAAAUGAAAUUAAUACAAUGAAUGAAAAUGCUAGCCAGCAAUUAAUGAACAAGGAUGACCAAAUCAAGUCUUUGACUGAACAAUUAAAUGUUUGGGAAAAGAAGUACGACUCUUUGGCAAAAUUAUACUCACAGUUACGUCAAGAGCAUUUACAAUUGUUGCCAAAAUUCAAGAAACUGCAGGUUAAGGUAAAUAGUGCUCAGGAGGCUAUCAGAAAAAAAGAACAAGUAGAAUCGAAAUUAAAGCAAAAAGACACCCAACUAAUUGAUUUAAUGAAAGAACGUGAUAAAAUCAGGUUAGAGAAUGAGAGAAUGGUAUCACAGAUCAAUGAUAAUGGGGAAACCGAAAUGUUGAGAGGGGAAUUGAACGCUACAAAAGAAAAAAUGAAUCCAAUAAUCGAUGCUACCCUGGAAGGUGGUAUUAACGCCAUCCAGCAGUCUAUUUACGUCUUAGAAUCUCCAAUGUCAUGGAUGGGACCUUUGACUCCAGCAUCUUUCAUCGUAUCUUUGAUUGAAGGGGCAUCUGAGAAGGCUACUGAAUUUGCAACCAGUUUCAAUGAUUUGAUUGUGGACGGCUUUGUUGAUGGUGAUCAGGCAAACCUGAUCUUCAAUAUUAGCGAUUUCAGUACGGCAGUGGCUACGCUCGUCACGAGCUCGAAGGCAUAUGCCUCCACUAAUCUUUCAGGCGAAGAUGCUACGGCGCAGGAGCUGCUAACUAUAGUUAAAAACUGUGCACGUGAGGCUCAAUACUUCUUUGAAGACUUAAUGUCUGAAAAUUUAUCAGGUAAGGACGACGAAGAAAAGACCGAUAUUGUUAUCAAUUCAAAUGUGUCAAUGCAAGAGAAACUGCACGAACUAACUGAAUUCUUUGAGCCUUAUUUGAAUGAUGUCUCACCUACCGGUGCUCCAACUAAUGCACAUGCGGAGUUGGUUGCAACAGCUGAGAAGAUCGUCAGAUCAUCACAAAAACUGCGUGUUAAUGUCGACGUUAAUGUUCCAAAGCCAUUACUAAAUUUGGCAUUAUCGAUUAUUGACGCUGUCGUUGCUUUGGUGAAGGCUGCAAUUGAAUGCCAAAAUGAGAUUGCCCAAACAGAAAGGACACCUAUUACGGAAUUUUACAAGAAGAACAGUCGUUGGACAGAAGGGCUGGUCUCAGCAGCGAAGGCAGUUGCUACUGCGACAAAUCUGUUGAUCUCAACAGCGGGAAACUUGUUAAAUUCUGAUUCUGCUACAUCCCCUGAGGAAUUCAUUGUUGCAUCUAAAGAAGUGGCAGCUUCCACUGUUCAGUUGGUCGCAGCAUCAAGGGUUAAAUCAGUCGCCCACUCUAAGACUCAAGACCAAUUGGAAGGUUGCUCCAAGGUGGUGGGCGAUGCAUGCAAAAGCUUAGUGAGCCAUGUCAUGGGAAUUAUCGAUAGUGGAAAUGCCAAAGAGGAACAACCAAUUGACUUCAGCACCGAUCAUGCUAUUAAAACGGCAGAAAUGGAACAACAAAUCCAUAUACUGAAAUUAGAACAAUCGUUGAACGUUGCCAGGAAAAGAUUGGGAGAAAUAAGAAAGCACGCUUAUUACUUGAAUGAAGAAGAAGAAGUGAAUAACUAG
Kazachstania africana CBS 2517 is the source of this 2895-nucleotide messenger RNA. It is a transcript of the gene SLA2, whose product is annotated as Sla2p. The coding region runs from base 1 to 2895 and encodes 964 amino acids. Gene Ontology annotation, cellular component: clathrin-coated vesicle; actin cortical patch. Lineage: Eukaryota; Fungi; Ascomycota; Saccharomycetes; Saccharomycetales; Saccharomycetaceae. Gene Ontology annotation, biological process: endocytosis; actin filament organization; clathrin coat assembly. The transcript has a single exon. The record is from RefSeq and is a predicted model, not a curated record. Gene Ontology annotation, molecular function: actin filament binding; phosphatidylinositol-3,5-bisphosphate binding; phosphatidylinositol-3,4-bisphosphate binding.